AUGGCCAAAAAUUCAAAGAAACACAAGAAUGCACCAGAGAAGGUCUCCUUGAUUGCAAAGAAACUAAAACAGGAUGUCCCUGAUACCAUAUCAAAACUGAUCCACCAUGGCCUGACGAUCUCUGACAUUGUAGCCCAAGCAGGCAUGGUUGGGGGGCUGAUCUACGAGGACGAGCUCGAGACAACAACAGAGACUCUUAUUACACUUGCACAGAACCCAGCACUCAUCGGCCUGAAGGUGUUGAAGCCAUUCAAAACGGUGGUGCAUGAUCACUGGAGGGUAGCUCACGAAACGAUGAACACAGGAAGCUCCUUGACAUCGCGAAUAUUGUCGGCGCUGAUUGACAACCGCCAUGUCGAUGCACUUGUGCUGCUCUCUGAGAUGGCCAUCCACAAGCAGUUGCCAAAGCUCGGUGCUCUUCAGCGCUGGGUGCGCGAGUGCGAUGUCGUGCUUACACCCAGUAUGUCCCAGGGAGAGGAGAACCAUGUCUGGCAGGUACUCGAUGCGAUCCUGCGGACGACCCAGCCCGAGAUGAUUGCCUCUAUGUCUAGCCCUCAUUGGGGAGAGGGGAAGUUAAAGCAGCUGGGGAGCAAGCUGCUGUGGUUUGAACCUUUUGGCGUCGACCCUGGACUCCCAAACCUGACAAAAGGCAAGAUUGCACCAAUUACGUCACCAGAGGCUCUUGAGACAUCUUUUAAUGUCCUCCAACCUCUCCAAACCACCCUUGGCCACGAGCGAUGCCUGCCCAAUAAACAUCCCAUGACUAUCUACUUCUCCCCACCCACCAAACCCUCUACCUUCCCACUCCUUCCCGCCUCACAAUGA
Cyclocybe aegerita is the source of this 825-nucleotide messenger RNA. The record is from the annotation of a GenBank genome assembly. Lineage: Eukaryota; Fungi; Basidiomycota; Agaricomycetes; Agaricales; Hemipholiotaceae.